AUGAUCAAACCUUUGCUUCUCUCUCUUCUUGUAACUGCAGUCAUUGCGGUGCCGCAGUCUGGCAAUUGCCGCUGUCGUCCCGAGGACAGCUGCUGGCCCUCUCAAAAGGAGUGGUCGGCCUUGAAUAACACCAUCCAUGGCAACCUUGUAGCGGUGCGUCCGGUCGCGUCAGUCUGCCACCAGGCGGAGUAUGAUGCCAAAGCAUGCAGUACCAUCACUGGGCUUUGGUCUGACUCUGCCUGGCGUUCAUCUCAGCCCGGUGCCGCCCAGUGGGAGAAUUGGGAAGCUUGGCCGGAGCGUAAUCAGUCAUGCUACGUCGGUUCUCCUCAGAAUGCUGUCUGUGGACAAGGUCGGAUCUCGCUAUACUCGGUCAAGGCACACAGUGCAUCCGAUAUCCAACAGGCCGUCCGGUUUGCCAGCGCCCACAACCUCCGGCUUGUCAUCAAAAACACCGGGCAUGAUUUCUUGGGCCGCUCAACGGCCCCAGAGUCGCUGCAGAUUCUCACUCAUGGCAUGACGGAUGUCCAAAUCGUAGAUGACUUCGUUCCAAAGCGUUCGGUGAAGAGUGAAGGCCCUGCGGUGACGAUUGCUGCCGGCGUACAACUGCCACAAAUGUAUGCGGCCGUGGCCAAGCACAACAGGACGGUGAUUGGGGGCUCUUCGCAUACUGUUGGGAUACGACAUAUCCUUCAGAUCACCCAUGGUUAG
Penicillium canariense is the source of this 708-nucleotide messenger RNA. Its product is annotated as FAD-linked oxidoreductase. Bases 1 to 708 code for a protein of 235 amino acids. The transcript has a single exon. Lineage: Eukaryota; Fungi; Ascomycota; Eurotiomycetes; Eurotiales; Aspergillaceae. Gene Ontology annotation, molecular function: FAD binding. The record is from RefSeq and is a predicted model, not a curated record.